GUCACCCAUACCGCAGCCAAUCCCAAGCAUGCACUCUAUAUAGGAGGCGGGACUUUACGGCAGCCUGUUGGUUGUCACGGCAACGUUGUGUGUGUGAGUGGGGCGCAUGUCAAAUGAGGGCGAAGGUAAUUCAGGGUGGACUAGCGUUGCUUGAGCUGUUUAUAAGCAACAGACUUUAGUAAACUAGUUAGUUGGCUGUUGUAGGAUAAUAUUAUAGGUUGAUCUGCCGACACUAGAAAAUAAUGGUAAGAGAAAACUGUUUAGAAUGGUUCGUUCACGCUGAAUGAUCCGGAGCAAUAUGUCGGGUCAUAAUCUCCCACCGGUACGGCAUUUGCCACAGUGGACUCGAGUGAGGCGACUCGGGAAGUCCUGCUCUCCACGGCGUUUACCUGCGAACCAGCUGCCCCAGCUGCCCGUCGUCCCGCCGGCGAACAGAGGAACAGCGUGCGGGGCAGCAGAGGUGUCGUCCCGUCACGGAGACGUGGACCCCCGCGUGGCUUCAGUGCAGAAGAAUAUCCAGUUCCUCCAGCAGCAACACAGGGACACUCUGGAGAAGCUCCAUGCAGAGAUAGAGUAUCUCAGACGGGAGAAUAAAGAGUUGCAGUAUAAGCUGAUAAUGGAGCCUCCAAAGUCAAGUAGAAAAGGGAUGACAUACAGUCGGAGAGGCGUUAGACCACCCACUCAGGGUAGUGAAGCUCAUACGGGACUCUACCUGGAGGAGCCGCUGCAGGACACACGAACCCCACAGGACCAAGCACUAAGCAUUGGAGAGGGCAGCGACAUUCUGGGAUCUGCCAAGCAGGACCAUGCUCCAGACGUGAAGGGGGGCCUCAUCACCUCGUUACAGCCUCUACGAAUUCACAGCAACCCCUCCCAUCCACCGCGCGCACCCACUCUACAGGAGUGUGAGGUCAUCAUCCGGCAGCUGUACAAUGCUAACAGUUUACAGUCUCAGGAAAUUAUUCGUGUGAAGGCAUUGCUGAGAGAUAUUGUCUUGAGCAAGAAAAUAACCCCAGAAAACUACAUUCUGACCAAGACCUACCUUGUUGAUGGUACCCGCAAACCUUCAGAGGAAAAGAAAUUUCCAAAACUUGGUCUUCAAACAUAUCCGGAAAAAACGUCUGGACCCUCUCAGUCUGGGGUGGUCCUCCCAGCCCUCAAACAGAGCCUCAGCUCCACCAUUGCAGAGAGACAGAGGAGGACCCGUGCUGUGCAGAGAGACCGCUUCAAAAGGACGGUGCAGUGACGUGAUGGACACGUACCACAGCGUCAGCUGCAUCCAUCUCAGUACUGGGGCUUUUCAUGGUUGUACUACAAAGCCUUAUUCACAGUUAUGGAUAUCCAUUUGAAGUAUUGAUGCCCUAUAAAAUGUUUUUUAAGAUGUCUAUGGGUACAGAAAGGGGGACAGAUACUAUGAAAAGAUUUUUUAAAUGGUCUAUAGACUUAAAAGCUUUUCAUUUUCCACACAAAAAGAAGAUGAAAAAUGGUCUCAAAUCUACUUUUGUACUGGGAAGGGAAAAUGUUUUUAUUUAUUCGACCUGAUUUUAGCACAUUUCAACUAUUAAAGUUUGACAUCUGGCUGCUUAUUUUCACCAAACCGAGUCAGUUUUGAGUGAGUUUUAGUUAGUUCUCACUGCACAUUUGUUGUAAUUCUGCCAAAAUGAUGGUGGAAUUACUUUUAAAACAGCUAACUUUCAUCCGUGCAAACAACCAAAGUCAAGCCUUUAAAAGCACAUGCAAUUAAUGAAACAGGAGAGACUUAUGAGGCUUAUUUCUCACACACUUUUUGUAUUGGUUUGUAUUGAUACUGUAUGGAGCAGUGUCCUGUUUUAACUGGCCCGGUGCGUUACCGGUCAUGCACCUGCAGUACAACUUAGCACAACAAUACAAAACUCUAUUAAAUUGUAUUAACACAAAAUAGCGCUGUCCUGUUUUUUUCCUCCCAGACUCCAAGAAUAUGUUCAGCUUCGGCAACUGUGUGAACAUUUCUCAGUGAGGUGGUACAUAGCCGUGAGGAAGUUAACACAUUUAAAAACACCUGGCUUUAUUUCACAACAUGAAUCAAAAUGUAGCUUGUGUAGGUCAAGAACUGCAUGCAGCCGGGCGUGAAGACGAUUCCCUUAAUGUGCCUUUUACAAUUUAGGUGCUUUUAGUGCCAAAGUGUUUCAUUAAGUAUGAAACUAAGUCUUUAAAAGUUCCCUUUGACAUGAUCAUGCAACAAUCCCAACAGUCUAAAAUGUACUUUACUGUUAUGUUUAAAUAUAAUACAUGCAUGCACCCACUAGAUGGUGGUGUUUCUGAAGAAACUCUUCCGUGAGCAUCCAUUAAAUCAAGGAAUACAAAUGUUACACACGGGUAUGUAAUAACUUACCUUAGCCUUGUUUCCAAACUUUGCAGAAAUUAUUACAUUUUUUAUUUGAUUUUGUUAUAUUUAUAUUUAGAUAUUUUGCAUGGAAUUUGUGUAUUUAUGAUAGCUACAAAAAAAAUGCAAUUAUUUAUAUAACCUAUUGAAGAAUGGCUGUCAUGAUCGUGCAAUGAAAUCAGAAUAUAUGGCUAAAAUAAAGGUUAACCAGAACAUUUUGUUGUGAAAAUGCAGAGAGGUAAACAGUAUGCAUCCCUCAAUA
Messenger RNA from Anarrhichthys ocellatus (wolf-eel), 2624 nucleotides. It is a transcript of the gene ccdc74a, whose product is annotated as coiled-coil domain containing 74B. The record is from RefSeq and is a predicted model, not a curated record. The transcript is spliced from 7 exons. Lineage: Eukaryota; Metazoa; Chordata; Actinopteri; Perciformes; Anarhichadidae. Bases 284 to 1246 code for a protein of 320 amino acids.